CCGGCCACCAUCAGCCUCUUCCUGUUUUGCAAAAGAAGAGAGCGAGGACCUUUGCGCUACUUCCGGAAACUGACCGGCGUGGUCGGACCCAAAGCUGCCAUGUUUGUUAAGGGAAAAGGACCUGAAGGAAAUUGACAACUUUUGAGCUGGGCGCCAGAUGCUUGCCACCAGAAGUGCACCCUGAAUUAUGGCAGCUUCUGCGCCGACACAAUCCGCGACUGGUUUUCCAGCUGAGGGUAGAUGCAGUUACUACGUAGAAAAGAAGAAGCGGUUCUGCAGGAUGGUGGUGGCUGCAGGAAAAAGGUUCUGUGGUGAACACGCUGGAGCUGCGGAGGUCUGGUAUCGCCCUACCCUCCUGAGAGUCGGAAAUAAGUUUCCCGGUCCGGAAGAAAAUGCUCGGAAAAGAAUCCUGUGUCCUUUAGAUCCAAAACACACAGUAUAUGAAGAUCAACUAGCAAAGCAUCUGAAAAAAUGUAACUCAAGAGAGAAGCCAAAGCCUGAUUUCUUUAUUCAGGAUAUUAAUGCAGGCUUAAAAGAUGAAACAGAAAUACCUGAACAACUAGUUCCAAUUUCUUCUCUAUCUGAAGAGCAGUUGGAAAACUUAAUUAAGAAAUUGAGAAAAGCAAGUAAAGAUUUGAAUUCUACACUUGAAGAUCACAUUAUGUCCCAUCCAGCAUUACAUGAUGCCCUUAAUGACCCUAAAAAUGGUGAUUCUGCAGUCAAGCACCUAAAGCAGCAGGCUUCUCUUUUAGGUAACAUUGAAAAAUUAAAAUUACUUGGCCCAAGAAGAUGCUUUGUUGAGUUUGGAGCAGGAAAGGGAAAAUUAUCUCACUGGGUUGAUAUUGCUUUAAAAGAUGCUGAAAAAGUUCACUUCAUCCUAGUAGAAAAAGUGACCACAAGAUUCAAGGUAGAUGGUAAACACAGAAAGAAAAAUUCAGUGUUUGAAAGACUUCAAAUUGAUAUUCAACACUUAUGUUUGAACAAGAUUCCUGUUCUAAGAGAAGGAAGACUGCCUGUGGUAGGAAUUGGAAAACAUCUCUGUGGUGUGGCAACAGAUCUUGCAUUACGAUGUUUGGUUGAAACCUAUGCUGCCAGUUAUGAGGAAAGGAAUGAAGAACCUUUAGCCAAACGCAUAAAGAAUGAUAAAACAGAAAAAGAAAUUAACACUUUGACCAAGGAAGGAAGUGAAAAAAAUGUCGCAGAGAAGUGGACUCCUGUGGCUGGCAUUGUUAUUGCACUCUGUUGUCACCACAGGUGUGAUUGGAGACAUUAUGUGGGCAAAGAAUAUUUCAGGGCGCUAGGCCUUGGAGCAGUGGAAUUCCACUAUUUCCAGAGAAUGAGUAGUUGGGCGACUUGUGGGAUGCAGAAAACAUCGUUGGAAACUUCAGAUAUUACUACAAAGAGAAAAGAUGAUCAGAAUGAUGAUAACGAAGAGCAUGACAGUGGAGAAUGCAGAAUCACAGAUGAGAGCACUGACAGCUUACCUGGGCUUCUUACUGUUGAAGAAAAGAAGAAAAUAGGACAUCUUUGUAAAUUGCUGAUUGACCAAGGCCGUAUCCAGUAUUUAGAGCAGAAGGGAUUUAAUCCUGCUUUACAAUACUAUACAGACCCUUUGGUGUCUUUGGAAAAUGUAUUGUUAACUGCUUUACCUAUUCAUUCUUCAUCACCAGAAACAACUGCCUAAUAGAAAAGAAAUUUGAAUAUCAUCUGUCUUCCACCAAAAAAAAACCUUUUAAAAUUAUAUUUUUAUAUCUACAAAAAUGUAAUUUGAAUAGUAGAUAAUAUUAUCUUUAAAAAUACUGUGGCCUCAUUCAUCUGUGGCAGUAGCUUUGCUUUUUACUUGAGAAAUUCAGAGAGUAUUCACCAAAUUCUGAAAGUAAUCCUCUUCAGCAGGGCAUUUGGAAUUAUAUUAUUCAUCAGUAUUUAUAGCAGUCGGUAAAGUAGUUGAGCACUUGACUUGGUCAUCUGAAACACACAUAACACAUCAACUUGUAAUUAACAAUGAUUUUCUAUUUACAUUAAGUGGGAAAUUUGUUUCCUUUGGUUUUAUUUAAUAUUUUUUUAUGUCUCAGGUUCAAGAUGUAAUAAUCAGUUGUCAGUUUAUAACAAGGGCCAAUCUUAGAAUUUAGCAUAUGUGUGAAUUUCUUUUUUCUAUACAGAUCUGGAGCCAGGAAUGGUGGCACAAGCCUGUAAUCCCAGCACUUGGGAGGCUGGCUCAGGCAGGUGGAUCAUGAGUUCAAGGCCAGACCAGGCUACAUAGUGAGACCCUGUCUCACAAAACCGCAAACAAACAAGUAGAAACCCACAGAUCUGGAAAGGAUGUUCACAAUCAGUAAUGAAAUCACCUUCUGGCUUCCAGAGCCAUACAUGUAAUUAUUUAUUACCAGAAUUAGUCCAUGACAAACACCAAAACUGAGGAGAUGUUUUCAAGAAAAAAAAUCAUUUUUUGUUGAAUUAUCAUAGGACUUUAAAAAGAUAUUUAUAAACAUAAAUCACAAAAUAUACUUGAAAUUUGCAAGUAGCUUCUAAUUUAUACAUACACAUAUAUGUAUAAUUUAUCAGGCUAUUUCCUACAUAUGUAAAUAUGAACAGUGAAGUAUGUUCUCUCCCAUUUGGGAAAAUAACUUGGAAUAAGGUGGAAAUUUAAAUAAUAAAACCAAAAAUCUUGUCACAUUUAGGCCUUAUUUAACUGAUAAAAGCUUUCUAUGCACAAGCAAAUAUUAAACCAAACAUAUGAUAGGACUGUUAUUCUCGUCCAUGUCUUAUCCUUGGUUUGUUUCUGCAUUUAUUUGUAAAAACUGUCUCUUUUUUUUUGGUACCGGGGAUCGAACCGGGUUCUUGUCCUUGCAAGGCAGGCAGUGGAAUCACUGAGCUAAAUCCCCAACCCUGUAAAAACUGUCUUAAUUAUCAAAACAUAUGCAAAGGCAAAGAAGCAGAAUUACUAAUUUCAAAUAUUAUAAUGAUAUUCUAAGGUAACUUUUUGUCCUGUAGGUCUAUAAUUAUAUGAAUUGUAAACGAGAAGCCUACCCAUUUUUAAUUCCUGACCUUUCUACUUUAAUUUAAUCUCAGGUGUUUUGUCAGUCUGCCUAGGUUCAAAUCCUAACCCCACCACCUUUCAGUGGGUGACCAUGGUCAAACUACUUAUCUCUUUGUGCCUCAACUUUCUCCUCUUAAAAUGGGGAUGAUAAUGAUGAUGAUAAUAAAACCUACCUCACAAGGUUGUUUUGUGCAUCAAAUGAGAUGACACAAGUAAAAUGCUUAGAACCAUUCCAAGCACAAAGUAAAUAAUAAAUAUUAACUAAAAGUAGUAAUUCAUGAAUCUAUUUUUAAUAACAAUAGGCAGGCUUUUGCUUUAUUAUCUUUUUUUUUGGUACCGGGGAUCAAACUUGGGACCUUGGGUGCCAGAACCACUGAGCUAAAUCCCUGGCCUUAUUAUCUCUUUAACUUUUUCCUCUUGUUAUAAGUCUAUGUCAAAUAUUAUUAAAGUAAGGUAAUUUGCUUAUUUUUAAGUUACCCAUGCUCCCUAAUCUAAAGAACAUAAAUGAAGAUAAUUCAUCAUUCAAUAAUUAACCUGAUUUUAUUGUCAGAAAUGCUCAUGUGUCAAAAUGUAUUUUGUAUCAUUCAACAAUUUAUGCCCAGAAAUAAAAGAUAUUCUACAAAAGGUA
Heterocephalus glaber (naked mole-rat) is the source of this 3665-nucleotide messenger RNA. Lineage: Eukaryota; Metazoa; Chordata; Mammalia; Rodentia; Bathyergidae. The record is from RefSeq and is a predicted model, not a curated record.